Messenger RNA from Sebastes umbrosus (honeycomb rockfish), 4439 nucleotides. RefSeq names its product RecQ helicase-like 5 (gene recql5). Gene Ontology annotation, molecular function: nucleic acid binding; ATP binding; four-way junction helicase activity. The transcript has 19 exons. The coding region runs from base 85 to 3162 and encodes 1025 amino acids. NCBI's taxonomy places the organism in Eukaryota, Metazoa, Chordata, Actinopteri, Perciformes, Sebastidae. Gene Ontology annotation, cellular component: cytoplasm; chromosome. Gene Ontology annotation, biological process: double-strand break repair via homologous recombination. The record is from RefSeq and is a predicted model, not a curated record.
CUGUAACGUGUGACGUCACCAGUGUGCGACGACAGCAGAGGUUUAGCUCAGCUAUAUGAGUUCUUCUCCACAGAAAGAGAAACCAUGACAACAACUCUACAACAGGCUCUAAAAACCCACUUUGGGUUUGACAACUUUCGGUCUAAACUGCAGGAGGAUGUUGUUAAAGCAGUCGUCAGAGGUGACAGGGAUGUGUUUGUGUGCAUGCCCACUGGAGCAGGAAAGUCCCUCUGCUACCAGCUGCCUGCAGUGCUGGCUGAGGGUAUUACUCUGGUUAUAUCCCCUCUAAUCGCUCUCAUUCAGGACCAAGUGGACCACCUGAGGAGUCUGGACAUCCCUGCCUGCUCCAUCAACUCCAAGCUCCCAGCAGGCGAGCGCAGUCUGAUCCUGGCUGACUUGGGCAGCAGCAGCCCCAAGCUGAAGCUGCUCUACAUCACCCCGGAGAUGGUGGCCUCUCCCACGUUCCAGCCGUGCCUGACGGACCUGUGCUCCCGCGGCCUGCUGUCUUACCUGGCUGUGGACGAGGCUCACUGCGUCUCCCAGUGGGGACACGAUUUUAGGCCAGACUACCUCAAACUGGGAGGGCUGCGUGGUCGCUUGCCGGGGGUUCCCUGUCUGGCCCUGACGGCGACAGCGCCCAAGAGUGUACAAGAGGACGUUGUUCAGUCUCUGAGGAUGCGCUCGCCACUGUCUUUUGUUUUACCUGUCUUCCGCAAUAACUUGUACUAUGAUGUGAUCUUCAGGGAGCUGCUGCCAAACCCCUACGUCCACCUCUACGACUUUAUUCAGAAGGCUCUGGCAAAGGACAGCGGCUCUAAUGGACAGGGUUGUGGGAUUGUGUACUGUCGGACCAGGGACGGCUGUGAAACAGUGGCUCACCAGCUGACCAACCUUGGAAUCUUGUCCAAACCAUAUCACGCAGGUCUGAAGACAGGAGAUCGCACAGAGGCCCAGAAUGAGUGGAUGCAGGGGACGGUGCUGGUUAUUGUAGCCACUAUCAGCUUUGGUAUGGGAGUAGACAAGGCCAAUGUCAGGUUUGUAGCUCACUGGAACCUCGCUAAGUCCAUCGCCAGCUACUACCAAGAGUCUGGGCGAGCUGGGAGAGACGGACUGCCCUCCUCCUGUCGCACAUACUACUCCCCGAAAGAUGUGAACUCACUUACCUUCCUCAUCAACAAGGAGGUCGCCCGCAAACAGGGAAAACGCGGCGCAAAGGACACCGACAAAACAGCCAUUAAAGACUUUGAUGCCAUGGUGUCCUACUGUGCACAAGAAGCUUGUCGUCAUGCCACCAUCUCCAAGUUCUUUGGGGACAAGCCGCCAAACUGUGCAGGUGCCUGCGACUUCUGCCGUAACCCCAAAGUUGUGCGAGCCCAGCUGGAGAGGGCGGCCGUCCUCAGCACCAAGACCGAAGCUCAGAGCAAAGGGCCCACCGGACCCUUCGGUUUCACGCCGGGCCUUUAUGCAGGAGGGAGGAAGGGCUACGGCUUUGAAAGGUUUGACGAAGAGGGCGACGGUAGCGGUGAAGACGAUGGCGUACAUAGGAAAAAGGAGUUUACAGACCUCUUCAAGAAGCAGAUGAAAAUGCGGAAGGUAACUGACGGUCAGAGGAGAGACUUUGUUCCCCCGGAUGCUGACUGCACACUCAAAGAGGCCAGCAGUCAGAGGAUCCCCAGACUCACUGUAAAGGCCAGAGAGCACUGCCUGUGCCUCUUGCAGGAAGCAUUAUAUGGCCACCAGGGGGCAGACGACGCAUUCAGUGACAUCCUGUCUUCAGCGGUGGAUCUUGAGUAUGAGGUCUUCAAGAGCAGCAAGUCCUCCAACUUGUACAAAGCCGCUGUCCUAAAGAAGGUAUCAGAGAUGAAGAAAACAGCACUUGGCGAAAAGAGAGAAGGUGUCAAGACUGACGGCAGCAGCGAAUCCAGAGAAGAUGAGUCAAAACUCAAAGAGGAAGCACCGUCAUCCUCUUGUUCUUCCUCCUUUUCUGAAGAGCUGCAGGGGUUCACAUCCGCAUCUGAGAUCUACUCCAUGAAGCGUAAGAGAGUCGGAGCAGGCCUGAGGGGAUCAUCCGACCCCUUCAUGACUGCUAAGGAACUGCUGAAGUCCUCCAUGUCGGACAGUGUGUCCAACAAGGGGAAAGAGAGCGGCAGAUUUUGCAACAACAGCUCAGGAGGCCCCGGAGAAGCAUCCUCGGCCGUAACGUCGUCCAUCAGAGCCAGAGCGAACGCCGUCGCCGCCUCCCUGAGCAGCCCGACGAAGGCCGGCAGAGCCAUGAGCAAGAAGCAGCAGAAGCUAGCGGAAGCGGCGAAGAGCUCCCGCAACAUUUCCCAGUAUUUUGCGAAGAAAGAAUCACCGGAGAAAAGCCAGGAGGAGGCGGAGAAGAGCCAGGAGGAGGCGGAGAAGAGCCAGGAGGAGGCGGAGGAGGAGGAGGAGGAGACGCCGGAGGAACUUGAUGCCACGUUAUCUCAUGCCGCGAUGGUGGUGGUCGCUCAAGAAAGCCAGCAGGAACACUCACCUGUCACUAUGGAGGAUGUAGAGAACAGUCCUGUGGAAUCUUGGGACGUGAUCCAAGAAGAAAGUAAAAAAGAAGUAAUAGUUAUACUUAAUGAUGAUGAUGAUGAAGAGGAGGAAACCCAUAAAACAGAGGCGUUGGAGUUGGAGCGGCUUCAAGACGCAUCUAUAGAGUAUAUGACGUCCACUGCAGAACAACACAAACCAGAGGAAGAAGCUAAAACACCUCCAACAGAAGGGUUGACAGAUGACAUAAAAGCCACCACAGGGUCGUCUCCUCCGGCGAAGCGCAGCCGCCCCGCAGACAGAAGAGUAACCUUCAACCCCAACGUGCAGGAGAGGGCCCUGCUCCCCUCCAACGAGCCACCCAAGCCUGUGACGCUGAAGGAAGCGGCUGAUAUCGUGGUCCGCUACCUGGACCCCUUUUACACUCAGGGAAAGUUCGCCACCAAGGAGCUGUUUAAGUCCUUCGCCCGCUUCUUAUCUCACCUUCUCGCAGAGGGGAGGAGUCGGGGGAAAGGCCAAGUUAAAGCAGAAGCCAAAGCUCUCAUCAAGAAGUUCUUCCGAGGAGUCAAGCGCUGUGUGAGCGAGGCAGACUGGAAGAACCUUAAAAGACCGAACAGCUGUAAAACCACAGAGAACAAGGAAUGAUGGGAAGUGGAAAUGUAGCCAUUUAUUAGGGUCAAACCCUUCCUCUUUUGUCAGUGCCUAAGCUUCUCUCGUCCCAGUGAACUCAGGCUCCACCACAGACGCCUGCUAACCACAUUUAUGGUUGAUUUGCUGCUCGAGUUCUGCUUCCUUUUAGGCUUCUGCAGUAGCUUAUGUCAAUAAUUAAGCAAUAAUGUGGGCUGUUACAGCUCGAGAGAGAGAGCAGAGGUAAAACAGUGUUUAUACUGAUAUGACGAGUGUUGUUUAUUUGUUUCAGCUUUCAACUGAAAAUUGUGUAUUCAUUUCACUACAGUAUGGCACUUUUGUGGUACUGCACUCUUCUUUUUUUCAAGUCAAUGUGCACUUAAAUCUCCAUUAAAACAUACUGAGCUGAAAUGGAUGGAAACCAAAAGGCCUCUUGGAAAAAAAAAAGUGUCUACAGCCGUGCUAGCAGCUCCGUACCACAGCAGUGCUUGCUCACAAAACAUUGGCUAAUUAGCACUGAACACAAAGCACAGCUGAGGCUAAUGGGAAUGGCAUUAGUUUUGCAGAUAUUUGGUCAUAAACCGAAUUAAAAUUUUGACCUGGUGAUGCUAGAUGGAAAGUUAGGGGGGUCAUCAUAGUCAUUAGGGUUCAUCCUCUGGGGACCAUGUAAGUAUGAACCAAAUUACAUGGUAUCUAUCAAUUAGUUGUUGAGAUAUUUCUGUCUGGACCAAAGUGAUGGGCAGACAUUUUCAUCCAUAGAGCCACUAGCAUGGCUAGAAACACGUUGUGGAAAUGAUUGACACUAAAUGGGGGUAAAACAUACAAGAACACUUAUUUGACAUAAACCCGACGGUUCUGUGUUGUGAGAAUCUGACAAAUAUUUUUUACUGCUGCUACAUAUUUUGUCUCUGGCUGCUGAAUACAGUGUAAAAGGACAACAAUGAUAGAUACUGUAUGAUGUGAUCCUGUUUAUACUGUGAUACUUAAUUUAAAGAUUAAUAUCUUUGGUUACGUCUCUUAGCAAAGGGAGAAUUUUUGCAGAUUUCUUUUUUUUUUUUUUUAGCAACGUGAUUUCCGGUGUGGGAAAUGUUCCUUAGUUAUGGUGCCGGUCAGAGCUGUGCGAGUGCACAGUUUCUGUCUCCACAGAGGCAACCCAAAGAGUACUGGAAGCACUGGUGGACACAGAGGCCUGGCUGUGUAGUCUGAACAGCCGUAGUCUAUGUACUACUGUGUAUGUACUACUCUUUGCUCCUAAAUGUUUACAAUAAAGUCUAUGCUGAAUAGGACUAACUUCA